Molecule: messenger RNA, 1230 nt
Organism: Blumeria graminis f. sp. triticale
Lineage: Eukaryota; Fungi; Ascomycota; Leotiomycetes; Helotiales; Erysiphaceae
Source: the annotation of a GenBank genome assembly
AUGUGGAGUAAGUUCAGCAUCUCCCUCUUAAUAUUUGGGUUAAUUCAUCAAGUCAAAUGUAUAGAUACACCAUACUCAGACAUGUACCUUCCAGAUGGAGCCGAUGGCUUCGUAUGUGAAAAUAUUUUUUUUUCGAUCGAGUAUGCACGGCAAGCAACAAAUAAAAUGAUUGACACAUUUUUCUAUGAAAAAUAUUUCCAAAGAUUUCCGAAAUUAUUUGAAGAUACACGUCUCUUUAAUGUAAGAUCAGACAUUCUUCUCUCGUGGCCUGCUAAGCCCAAUGAGAAUUUUUUUACUUGUGGUAAUCCAGGGAAAUUUCGCCUCAUCAGCAAUAUUAGAGGUCAAAUCAUGGGUAUGGUGAUUAUCAACUCCAAGCAGCACAAUAACGAAGUCAGUUUCGGGAAAUGUAAACCAGUACGCAGCUCUAAUAUCGAGGGAAAUACCGAAGGAAAUAUCGAAAGUAGACUUUUGGAUGAAUAUUGGAGUCUAGCCUAUCCUAGAUUUGGCUAUAAAUGUGGCUCCAAAUAUUUUCCGCUAUCCAUGAUAAAGAGUGGAAAUGAUAUAGACACAAAUUAUUAUUUUCAAAGCGCACUGGAGGCCAAAGAUAGAGCAAUUUGCUUUGAAGAAUAUCGUGGCGAUCAAUUCAUCGGAGAUGAUCUUCGCCUUUACCCUCUUCAUUAUAGUUCAUCUAGCAAACCUGGUUCUGGCUCGCAAGGUCAUUGUCGUGUUGUUUUUGACAUGAAAAGUCGUCAAUUCAAAGGAAUAAUUAACUUAAAAGACAAGGAAGCGAAAUGUGCAAUCGUAUGGGAUCUAUCAUCGGCUUCAUCCGACACAAUUUAUAGCCCAUUCUCUGUAUUAAACAUGGAGAGAAUGUCAGAAAUGUUUUGGCCCGAAACUUGCUUUGGACAUAGGUUCAAAUACAAAACCAUAUGGCUUUAUAUAGAGUUCGCCUUGAAACAGUGGUCAACGAAUAAGGGUGGGAAAGUAUUCAAUUUUCCCAUCGUAAAAGAGGAUGGAUUACGUUUCUGGCCCGUGAGAACUCCAGAAACCCAUGCCAACAGCCUCAUGAAUGCGUUCGCGAUAGGCCAUGAUACCAAUGUGAAUGUCUACGGUUUGUACCGAGCUGAAGUACGCGAUGGUAUCUUGAGAAAAUUCCAACUAUGUUUAAAUCUUCCUCUCCAUGAUAUUCGCAGGCUACAGAGAAAGGUCAGCCCAGGUACAUCGCUCUAG